This is a messenger RNA of Drosophila albomicans, 4786 nucleotides long. RefSeq lists its product as uncharacterized. The transcript is spliced from 10 exons. NCBI's taxonomy places the organism in Eukaryota, Metazoa, Arthropoda, Insecta, Diptera, Drosophilidae. The coding region runs from base 237 to 4676 and encodes 1479 amino acids. The record is from RefSeq and is a predicted model, not a curated record.
AUUCAUUUUCUUCAAAACUUUUUUUACUUUUACGUUUACGAUAUCACCAUCAAGUUUCAAUUAUUAUCGAAAUAUUUAUCGAUGUUAAUGAAGAACAAAAUUCACCAUCGCAAGUGUUGUAUAACGUUGGCAUUCAAGUGACGCGCUUAUUUGCUUGCAUUUUUUUUUAAAUGAGAGAACGCAAUUAACAAAGGUGUAUGCUACAUAAAUUGUCAAAAACAUAGUGCUGCAUUAAAAUGGCGAAAUUAAGCGACAACACAAUGCGCGAGUUGGACGACAUCUUGAAUGAGAGUGCCUCCUAUGGGGAUCGCUUGAAUGAAUUUCUUAAACUCAAAACGACCAACAAACCACAGAACGGAAAUACUCCAUUUGUGCUCGGAGGACCCAAUUAUUCUUUUAACAUGGGCGAUUUAGACGUUGACAUGGUGAAAUUGUCACCAAAACCGCAGCCCAAAGACGCAGAACAGAAUUCGAAGGAGAUUAAAAAAAAUGCGCUACGCGACUCAACAAACAAUGCUAAUGCAGCGAUACUUCAGUCACCACCAGUUGUCGAAGCGCCCGCCUCCCCAUUAUUUUCGGAGAAUGCGCAGCCAUCUCGCUCUCUUAGCAACUCGCCGAGGAGAAACCUGCGGCGAAGCGGAGGCAUUCCAGGAUCAGAUCGUCUGCGACGCGUGGCAAUACAACGGCGGUCCAGGAGCUGCGGUCGUGAUCUGCUUAAAGAAUUCAACGAUGCGGAGCCUCGAACAUCGAAAACCCAGCAGCAGGAGGAAACUAGUUCUGAAUCCAACACUUUGACUUUUAUACCUGCCAUUAGCAGCACUCCAGCAAUAGAUGCACAGGCUAAAAAUUCAACAGCAGCUUCUGCUGUUGCUGUCGCAACGGAGCAGGAGGAGCAGGUUGGCGCAAGCUUCAAGUACUCUCAACGACGCGAAGAGGUUCUGCUGUCUUCAACAUCACAACGCUUCGCAAACGCAAAUAAUGGAACUGUUCAACGCACUUAUUCUGUCGAAAUGGGCCCCGAGCCAGGACAAUUGCUGCUCUCGCCAUCGCGUAAAAACAGCAACAGUCGUUUGCAUCUAUCGCCGUCGCACUCGGUUCAUAAUGCGUCGCACAGAUUGUCCAACAGAACAUAUGCCCCUUCACCAGCUAGAGCCGAGAUACUGGCGCCAGAUACGCCACCACGAGUGCUGGCGCAUUCGCUACGGGAGUCGGAGUUCACUGUGCCGGAAACGCAGCCACAAGAUGGUAUUCAGCAGCAAGUUCUGCAGACUAUGACAAACAGUCCCAAAGCGGCUCCGUUCGUGGUCAUACCAUUAGCAUGUCUCAGUCCAAAAACACAAAAUUCAAUAAAAGACCAACAACAAUCAGCAGCAACUUCAUCAUCACCAGGAGCAGCUUUAUCAGCAGCAGUUCCAAAAGUUGCCAGUCGUAGUAUGCAAACUUCUGACAAUUCACGUAACAUGAAAUACUUAAACGCGCUCUUGACUGACGACGACAGCGAUGAUCAGCGAGAAUUGAAUUCAUUACUACCAUUAAAUUUAGCACCCCCGGGUGGCAAUACAACACGACAGAGUCGUCUAAGAAAACGGGGGCAACGCGCAAAAAGUCCCAAUAUGCUGUUGGAUUUGCAAACCUCACGGACGCAGCGUCAGAAACCUCUGAAAAAAUCUGUGCUCAAUAAACCAUCGAAACGGCCCAUUAAUGGCGAAGAGUUUGCCGAGGAAUUGGCCAGGAUGAGCAACUAUGAAAUACUUGAUUUACGCAAACGUAAUUCCCUUGGCAAGUUGAAUCCUCUGAACGGUCGGCGCCAGAAUCCAAAGGAGCAACAGAUCAUUGAAGAACACAUCAAGUGGGAACUAAUGCGACGUGAUCGGGAUAAUGUCAGUCCCAAGAAGUCGCUAAGUAAAGUGCCAUUGCCAACAGCAUCACCAUGCGCCAAGUCACCAAUUCCAAAAUCGUUGACAACUGCAAUCAGCAAACCGACCAUGAAUCCGUCGUUCAGAAUGUCGCCAGCUGCAGCACCUGCUGGAUUCAGGGAUAGAUCUAUGCGCGAACGACGGCGUUUACGACGGGAAAGCGAGGAAAAUGCAUUGGGAAAUGAUUCCUUGGACAGCUCACCGGAAAAUGCUUAUCAACAGAUAUCAAAGCAACAAAGGAAACGUAUCAGACGUCGUAAGUCAAGUGUGAGUGAGGACGAAAUACUAGCUAUUUGCACGCCACCAGCGCAGUUUAGACGCUCUAAGCAUAAGCAAAAAGAGGAGCCAAGCACGACUUCAUUGGCAGAGCCACCAUCCGACUUUCGGCGUUCGAAGUCAAUUGUGCAGCUACCAGAUUCUCCAACGCAGUUGGGCAAAUCCAAGUCCAGGCACACAGAAGAGUCGAAUAAGACUGUGGUGGCAGAGCCGCCUCCAGACUUUAGAUAUAGAUCUAGUCAAGGGAUUGAAGAUGACCACAGCGACGAAGAUGCACUUCCACAACCAACAGCACAGCUUCGAAAGUCGCGACACUUAGAACAAUUGGAGACCAAUGAGACUGUUCUGCCAGAGCCGCCUGAGCAAUUUAGAAAGUCUAAGUCCAGACAUGUAGAGCAAGAACCUGAAGGUGUGUCGAACACUUCACCAUUGCAAGAGUCAAGAAUUUACAGAUCUAGAUUGCGCAUUCGAGACAACGAAUCCCCACCUCUAGAGCAAUCUGUACAGCUCCGAAAGUCGCGGCACUUAGAGCAACUAGAUAUCAUUCAGUUCAAUGAAACUGUGAUCUCAGAAAAUCCCCAACAAAUGCGAAAGUCAAAGUCGAGACGCUUUGAGCAGCUGGAUAUCGUAGAGUCAACCGGUCAUUGCGAACAUUCUAAGAUCACACACUUUGAGAUGCAUACUGAGGAAGUAUCUGCACUCCCAGAGCCACCCGAAGAGUUUAAGCGACAUAAAUCUAGACUACGCAUUGAAGAUAAUGACUCCGAUGAAGCUGCACCACCAAUGCCAGCUUCGCCUGUACAGCUGCAAAAAGCCAAAUCUAAUGACAAGAAGAAGAAUCACAUAUCUAUACAGCGCAUUGAAGAUGACGAUUCGGAUGAGGCUGCAAUGCCGGAUCCGCCUGCACAAUUGCAAAAGUCCAAAGCGAAGCAUUUAGAACAAAAUAAUAUAGUGGAAUCUUAUGAAACUGUACUGGCAGAUCCUCCAGAACAGUUCAAAAAGUCCAAGUCGCGUCAGAGACAUGUAACAAUUGUGGAACCAGAUACGAGUGAUAUGGAAAAUACACAGCCGCAGCUUCAGCGUUCCAUGACCCGGCAGGAAGAGCAGCUGGUGGUUCCAAAGUCAAACAUAGAUGAACUGGAAAUGCCGUCGUUGCAAUGUGUUGAUGAAGUGAGAUUGAAUGACGUAGACACUGGUCCAGAGACAAUCAUUAAUUCGCCACCAAAAACAUUCAACAACAACACAUCUCAUAUUAGUUCGCGGGAGGAAGUGAUGCCGCCUUCGCUGCCCAUUGAAACUGACUUGGAUGAGAUGCCAAGUACAAGCAAUAAUACGAGCAGUAAUCGUCGCAGAGGUAAAAAGAAGAAGGCAUCGAAUAACGACGUCAAGAUAAAAAAAAAUGAAGCAGCAGUGUCGCGUGCAAAAAAAAGUCGCAGGGAAGAGGCCAAAAAAGAAUUGGAUAAUCUUGCUAUUAAUCUGCCAAACCGGACGCUGCCUCCAUCCGAACACGAUGACGAUCAAAACACAACUGGAGUUCGAAAGUCCAAACGGGGACACAUUCCAUUGUGCAACACCUGGGUGCACACAGUGGAUGAUCCUUUUUUCUUCCUAUAUAAAAAACCCUAUCAACGCAAAGUUUAUCCCCUACCACCGAAGCCAAAAAAGAAAUUACAAAUUAAUAACACGGAUUUAUUUGUGGACAAACCGCCGUUGGCCAGUAGCACACCAAGCAACGAAGCCACCAACGUCACAAGCAGCGACACUAAAGCAGACAAACAGAAUCGUAAUAGAAAGCAAUUAACCGGAAUAACAUUGAGUAGCAUAGCUGAGCAACCAGAAGAACGUUCUAUGGAAUUUAUGAGGCAGGAGCAACUGCAAGAGCAGCCAAUUGAGACGAAAACCUCUAAGCGGGGACGACCAAAAAAAAAUGAUCCGAUAUCUUCCAAGGAUAUUGUCACACCGAAAACAUUGGUCUCUUCAGCAACACAAACAGAUUUUGAACCUGCGCUGGAAUGUCAUCCCACGGUCCAGUCAACAAACUCGUCGCAAAAUGACGGAUUUCCUCUGAAUUGGCUACGAAAUUUAAAUGAUCAACCCAUUCCCAAAGAUAACAGUACACAUCAAGAAUUUAAAUCAAUGAAGAUUUCUCGUGCAUCCAAUUUGCAGUACUCGAAAAUAAGCGGACUCGACUAUGCGUUUUAUGGAGGAAGCGAUAACACUAUUGGGUUUAUCCGUUUUCAACCCUUCCAAGUCCGAGGCAUUAAUAAAGCUAAAAGCAAAUUGCAAUUCGUUGUUUUUUAUGGUGAAUUCGAAAUUGAAACUAACGAUUUGGAAACCAAAACAGACCCGAAGAAAAGUGAACUACUUCCUACACGCGACACUAUAAGCGCUGGCGAUUUUUUGCUAAUAAAGAUUGGUACUCAAUACAAUAUCAAAAACUGUUUAGAUGCGGAAGGCGUUCUACUUAUUAACCGCUGUUCUUGAAUACAUACAGGCAUGCUCCGGUUUUCACUUUUCGUUUUCGAUUUGGGACCAAAACCGAGAUUUUCGUUUUUAGGUGCUCCGGUUUUCACAAGUUUUUAGUUAUCGUUUUG